This is a messenger RNA of Neurospora tetraspora, 5698 nucleotides long. RefSeq lists its product as uncharacterized. Lineage: Eukaryota; Fungi; Ascomycota; Sordariomycetes; Sordariales; Sordariaceae. The record is from RefSeq and is a predicted model, not a curated record. Gene Ontology annotation, cellular component: Seh1-associated complex; vacuolar membrane. Bases 1 to 5505 code for a protein of 1834 amino acids. Gene Ontology annotation, biological process: cellular response to amino acid starvation; positive regulation of TORC1 signaling. The transcript is spliced from 2 exons. Gene Ontology annotation, molecular function: protein binding; signaling adaptor activity.
AUGGAACGCGUGUCUCACAAUAUGCCGUCCGUAUUUGACUCGACGCCAAAGAAGGCCAAGACAAUCAUGUCAGCCUUCGACAGUGAGAGCUUCGAUGCCGACCUGACCAUCCAUGUUGAUGGCUUGGUGGGCUCCGCAACCAUCUCACCCUCGGGCCGUGAUGUUGCUCUUGCUUCCCCUGAAGGCCUCGCCAUCAUAGACCUGGACUCGCCAUGGAAUCCACCGCGAAGACUGAGCAGUCAUGGCCUCCCGUGGCUGGUUGUCGAUGUCCAAUGGUCUCCUUUUGCAGCCCGUGACUACUGGGUCGCUUCGACAGCAAACCAUCGCUGUCUCGUAUGGAACCUCAACAUGAGGGACGACUCGCCCUCUGGCGCCAUCGAACACUCGUUGCAAGCUCAUAGUAGAGCCAUCACCGACAUCAACUUUUCCGCUCACCACCCAGAUCUUCUAGCCAGUUGCUCAGUCGACGGUUAUGUUCACCACUGGGAUCUGAGAAGACCGAGACAGCCAGCCUUGACAUACUGUGACUGGUUUGCCGGUGCCACCCAGGUCAAGUACAGUCGUCAAGACCCUCACGUCAUUGCUUCAGCUCACGACCGGUGGCUUCAUGUCUGGGACGACCGCAAGACCGUCGAACCACUGAAAACCAUAUGUGCCCACACGUCCAAAAUCUACGGUAUCGACUGGAAUCGGACUGAGGCUUCAAGAUUGGUUACCUGCUCCUUGGACAAGACCAUCAAGUUCUGGGACUACGAAAAGACCGACGAGCCAGAGCGAGUUAUUCGCACCGACUUUCCAGUAUGGCGAGCUAGACAUACUCCUUUUGGCACCGGCUUGCUUGCCAUGUCACAGAAUGAGCCGGGUAACCUCUACCUGUACGAUCGGCGAACCGCCCCAGAAGCCCCAAGCGCAUCAGAACCUGUUGCCGUUUUCUCGGGACACGGAAAUCACAAGGUGAAAGAAUUCCUGUGGAGAGCUCGAGGAUCAGUUAAUAGCGAGGGGAUAGAUGAGCGAGAGUUUCAACUGGUUUCUUGGGGCGAAGAUAACGAGUUGCGGUUGCAGAAAGUUGAGCCCGAAAUUCUCGAGUCCGUUGGCUAUGUGAAAGGGAAGACCGUGGGGAAGAACCUGGCCUUCACCCGCACCCGUAAAGGCGCAGCUUACAAGACUUUCCGCGCAGUUGACGAUACUGUCCACCGCGAUCGCAGAACUGCCACCAUGAGCGACCCGCGUCCGGGAAGCUCAGGUCAGUAUCGCAAAAGUGCUCUGAGCUACGGCCUGAAUUCCCAUCUCCGUCGGGUUGGGCCUACCUGGCAAGGUUCUUCAAUGAAGGCAAAGGUAAACAGUGGCAAAAGUAUGGACAAGAGUCAGUUGCAAAUCGGGUGGAUGAAGGGUAUCUCUAUGACCAAGCGGAAAUCCGAGUCCGAUGGCCCUGAGAGAGGUAGCAUCAAAGACUCUGGCCUCUUCAGCCAUGGUGCCUAUGACGACGAUUGGGCUGAACCCGAGUCCAUCCAGGACGAGUUCAUUCAUGUCAGCAAUCGUCUCCCCAACGUAAAAUGGGAAAACAUCGAUAUGGAUGCUUUGAUUCUCAAUGCCUCAUUGAAGGGACCGUGGGGUGUCAACGACGAGGGAAUCUUCAUCAAGGUUAAGGUCGAUAUCCCAACCAGCUAUCCCACCAGCAAGGCCCCCAAGUUUUAUGUGGAAAAGACAUCCUUCAUGCCCGAAGAAACUCACGAGAAGAUCGAGCGCGAGUUACAGAUACUUGCCAACCAGUUCCUCGAAAGGAAACAAAACUGCCUCGAGGUGGCCUUCUCAUACUUGCUCGGCGACGUCGACCUCGAAAACAGUACCACCCUCUUUAAGAAUGUCAGGGAUCUCAACGACGAGGAAAUCGAAGCGCUAGCAGACGAAAGCUCCAGCGAUGAGGAAGACAGCGAUGUUCAGGCUGGAGGAUCGGUCUCAAUGUCACAGGACCUUACCAUGAGCAAUGAACUUGAUCCGACAGCCACCCUAGCUCCAACACAACGCCCCAUUGCAGUGCCGACGCCCAGAAAGUGCGGAGCGAGAUUUUCCAACGACGGCAGACUUGUGUGCUUCUUCCCCUCGAAAGAACAACAAGCCCUCGCAUUAUUCUCGCUCCCCAAUUCGGAUGCCUAUCGUGAUCGACAGAAAGGAGAACCAAAUUUUGCAGGUUUCGGUCGUCUUGCUCAGGAUUCGCCGCCUCCGAGACGUAGAUACAACGAUGAUAACUCGGGUUCUGACGACACAAGUGAUGGAACGGAAGAUUCGGAAUCCAGCUCCUCCAGCGAUUCGGAGCCGUCAACCAUGCACAAGAUCAGUCUAUGGUAUCAACCUGGUGGGCGUCGUCUUAAGAAGACCUGGAGUGCCAACGACUCCUUGCGCUCUAGCGGAGGAGGCACUGGCGCUGGUACCGGUACUGGGACGGGCAUCAGUCGAAGAAGGCUCCCAGCCAGGCCCAAGAAUACCAUCGCCAUUCAUGAUCUGCGUCGCCUACUCCCAUCACAGAAACAGUUUGCUCAGGAGUAUGCCAUCUUUGGCGAUGGCGCUGAUGUGUGCAUGCAUAACGCCAUGGUUGCAGAGAAAUAUGGAUAUCACGACCUGGUUCACAUAUGGCAUUAUGCCGCCAUGUUGUUGCGCAACGAUAUCCCACUUGAAAUCCAUGAAAACAGAAAAGAGUCUGUUCUUGUAAUAGCCAGGGAUGCCUCUGCACGGGCUCGGGAUGAUGAGUAUGCACAGCACUUCGGUUGGGACAUUAAUUUGUCUGGCCGUGUCAAAUGGGGUUAUCAUCCACUAGCUCAGAGCUUGAUUGCCGACCUUUUCGACUAUUUCGAGAAGGUGGCUGACAUCCAGAUGUUGGCGAUGCUUGCUUGUAUCUUCGGAGACUCAUCCGCUGAGGAUGGGGUAGCUUAUGCAGGAUCACAUCUUCCCCAGCCUGAGACGCCUUUGCCGAUGAAGGCCCCUUCUUUCUCACUAGAGUAUUUCCCUACCGACCCAGCAUUAUGGCAUAUCAACUACAAGAGUCAAGCUGGUAGUGCCAUCACGACUCCUAGAACGGUCCACACUCCUGCGAUAUACUCAGGGUCACCAGGAUCCGAGGACGUCAUAGCUUUGCUUGAGCCUACGCCCAACUCCUUCUCCGCUGGCGAAACUCCUCCAAAGAUGCCUCGCGAUCAUCUAAGAGAAGUCGACCAAACUCAGAGUCUAUCUACAUCGCCUAGCAAUAGGCUCUUCCACCGCUCCAACUCGGCUGUUUCUGCAGCCUUCAGCCUCCCGAAGACACUGGCUGGGAUGGUUUCGGGGUCGCCUCCAGAUCCCCCGUCACGAAAGCGGCCUAGCCCUGCCGAAGCCAUAUUCAAUAACCUUACCCCAAGUGUCACCUGGGGAGCUUCAACCGUGUUUGGGGGUACGGCUCCCGAAACACCGGGUACGGAACGAACUUCACUCUCGGAUGAUGAGACUAGAAGUCAUGACAUGACCGUCUUGGUACCUGUUGCAGUCUCCGUCGUACCAGAGAACCAAGGUCUCUUUGACGAUGACGGAUGGCUCAACACGCCUCUUCUCGAUCCAAGCCGUAACCAUGUCUACUCAUAUUACCGUUAUGCCUACGCUGAAAUGCUGCAAAUGUGGGGCCAGCCGCUAUCUCGCCUCGAGAUCAUGAAGUUCAAUGUCCUCAAGGGCGACAAGACAUCGAGCUCUGGGUGCUACGGCGAUGGUACACACAGCAUGGACGGCUACUACGAUCACGAAACGGCCGAGAACACCGCUGCUAACAGCGCCAGCCAAAACCCUGCCUUUGGCGGACGGAAGGAACAACUCCAGGCUUUGAUCGCCUCUGGUCGCGGCCUUGAUGUUACGGGCAUAUGCCGCAUCCAUGAGGAGCAGCUCGAUCCGGUGGAGUACACCAGGCCAACCAAGGGCAAAUAUGGCGGUGCCGUUGGUACAUGCCAUAGGUGUGUUAAAGCCGGUAACAAGAAAGAACAGAAACAGCUGCGCUGCGUGUACUGUCUCGAGCCCAUCGCCGCGCUUUACCCGCCUUGUCUCAGCUGCGGCUGCGCCUUCCACGAAGCCUGUCUGGCUGAAUGGCACGAGAUGGGCGAAGAGGAAUGUCCAGCGGGUGAUGAUUGUUGCUGUGUCGAAGAUGCCGGCAACGGGCACGUGGAAAGAUGGUCGGCUUUGCAAGCUGCCGUGGCGGCGAUGAAUAAGAUGAGAAGUGCCGCCAGCGGAAGCCUACACCAGCAGAUGAUGGACCGCGACAAGGAGAAGAGCUCAGGCAACCAGUCGGGCAUAUCAAGGAGAUCAUCCAUCAAGACCGUCCUGACCGGCGUCGCCAGCGUCGCCACCGAAGGCACCGGCAGCCGACCGCGUCGGCGAAGCGUACCCACCGACCUCGCCAAGUUCAUGCGCGGCGGCCGCUCCGACCCCAAAGCCUACCCUCAGAACGACGACGACUACGACGAAGACGACGACGACCUCCCCAUCAUCGCCAUCACCAGUUCCAACGGCUCCAGCGACCGCAGCCGCAGCGCCCACCCCACCAACCGCCGCGCCGUCUCAACUGCCUCCCCCUCCAUCCCGCCCGUCAUCACCACCACAACCACAAGCCCGCACCAGUUCGGCCGGCGCAGAGGCGGUAGUUCCGCCUCUCACCUCGCCGCCACCGGGUUAGGCUAUGGCAGUGGCUACGGCCAUCGAUCCUCAAACCUCUCCCACUUCUACAUCGCAGCUGACACAGACAACUCGGGCGACUCCGCCGACUCCAACAACGACGACACCGACACUGCCGCCCAAUCCACAGCCUCCAACUCCAACCGCACCUCGCAGAUCCUGCUCUCGGGCAAUGACAUCAUCGACCGCGAAGAGUGGGAAUCCGUCGCUUCCUCGCGCGGCAUUCCUUCCCUUUCCAAUGACCCGCUCCACCCUUCCCACCAUUCUAGAUCCGGUUCUAGGUCUGGGUCCGGUGCUUCCUCCCGCUCUGCCUCGGGUGGGUCUGAUACCGGUGGUAUGAAAGACAGUAGUACAUCGUCGUUGACAUCAAGGGUAGGUGGAGGAGGAGGAGGUGAAGGUGGUGGAAGUGAUAAUAGCAGCAGAAGACCACACCACGAACGCACGCCUAGCGGAAACAACAGAGGGUUCACGGCGCUGAAACCGCCACCUUACGGAGACGAGCCGAUAAGUGUGGCGAGAUUGAGUUUGGGGAAUCGGUUGAAGAAACAUAUUGCUAGUGCUGCUUCUGCUUCUGGUUCAGGGUCGAAGGGUGGUGGUGAUUCAGGGUCUGGUGGAAACGGGAAUAUCGCUGGAAGUGAUAGCGGUGGGGGUGAGACUGGUGCUGCAGGAGGAGGGAGUGGCGGUGGCGGAAAUGGUAACGGAAAUGGGAGUGGUAACGGUGGGAGUAGUGGAGGUAGCUCCUUAUUGGGAGGUGGACAACAACGACCGAGUUUAUUGAGAAAGAAGAGUACUGGUGUUGGUGUUUGGAGGGCCGGUAACUAGAUCAAAGAAACUAUAAAGGAAAAGGAGACGGAAGUUGGGAGUUGGGAGUUAAAAGCAAUUACUUGCUAGAUAGUAAUGUAAGGUGUACAUAGCUAAUAGGUUAGCGAAAAGGGAUCUUGAAUUGAAUUCGACUUUUCUAAAACGUACUUCUUCCCACACUCUUUAUUACUCACUUCACUUUUAUAUUCAAUUU